AGAAAAACCUGGCGUGUGUCCUGCACUGCAUAGCGUGAUAAUGUGCCCCGUACCCAACCACCCCGCUAAUUGUGGAUCGGACGAAAACUGCCCUGGAAAUAAGAAAUGCUGUAACAUUGGAUGUAACUUCAGAUGCACAGAUGUCUAAGGUGAGGAAGGUCCUAAUCAGAGGGUAAACAUCUGUCACAGCCCUGGAGAGAGGACAGAUAGGGGGGUAUUAUGCAAUAAUCAGUAGAAGAUAUGGGGUGCUAUGUCCAUCAGUAAAAGAUACGGGUUGCCCUUCCACAAGUAGACAAUUUGGUGUGCUGUGCAAUCAGUAGAAGAUUUGGGGUGCUAUAUCCAUUAGUAAAGGAUUUGGGGUGCUAUGUCUAUCAAUCAAAGAUUUGGGGAGCUGUGCAAUCAGUAGAAGAUUUGGGGUGCUAUAUCCAUUAGUAAAGGAUUUGGGGUGCUAUGUCUAUCAAUCAAAUAUUUGGGGUGCUAUGUCUAUCAGUAGAAGAUUUGGGGUGCUGUGCAAUCAGUAGGAGGGGUUCAGGCAUUCAUUGUCAGUGGUCCAUCACACUGAGCCAUUCCCAGAGAUUCAGAGAGUGUGGGAGGCAAUGUUAGAAUAAAUGAGGUCCGCAGAAGGUGUGAGGUUCUAUGAAUGUCAGUAACACAAGCUGUAAUGAUGAAGGCUGCGUGAUUUGGAAGAUCCGUUUGGUUUUAUCACCGUAUUAAUAAAUGAUUUUAUAAUAAAUACUUUGCCUUUCUUCCAACAGAAAACUAAUCUCUAUCCGAUAACGAGUGACGGAUGCUGCAUAGCACAUGGCACACUGAUGGCAUGCCUCGUGAUCCGUCCUACUAUCUCUCCGCUUGGGAUGGACUGUGUCCCACCAAUUCCCAUCCAAUCAUUGCUAAUUACUGUCGCUUGAUGUAACUGAUUCCAAUAAAUAGAAAUAUCAUCACUCCAUUGUGAGACCCUGCUUUCUGUGUGGGAUUACAGAUAGCACAUAAUGGGAUAUUAGAUACAAACAGAGAUAACAUUUAACUGCUCUCCAC
Molecule: messenger RNA, 1035 nt
Organism: Pelobates cultripes (western spadefoot toad)
Lineage: Eukaryota; Metazoa; Chordata; Amphibia; Anura; Pelobatidae
Source: the annotation of a GenBank genome assembly